UGAGCAACAAUUACGAGUUUGAAAAUAUAGCCCAUUUUCAAGCAAAAUUGAUCAUUCUUUAUAUGUUUUUCUCUCAAAUCCCGAAUCUGACUUUACAAUCGAAGUGUCCCAAGCUAUGGAAAAUGAAACCCAAUCUUUAUUACCCAAAAACAGAUCAUCAAAUCCAAGCUAUUCAACUCCAGAAGGGCUCGAAUUAAGGAGUUUCAGAUUAGGUCUCAACUGGUUUUGUUUAGAUCAAUCCAAUUUAUGGAAAGUGAGUCUUUCUUGGUCUUUCUUCUUCGUGCUUGCUAUUGGGGUUCCGAUUAUUUCGCACUAUGUUCUUUUAUGUUCAAACUGCGAUGAAAAGCAUCGGCGACCGUACGAUGCGGUGGUGCAGUUAUCACUUUCCUCUUUUGCGGCGGUUUCUUUUAUUAGUUUAUCUUCUUGGGCUCGGAAAUAUGGGAUCAGGAAGUUCCUUUUCUUGGAUAAAUUGUGUGAUGUUAGUGAUAAAGUUCGAAAAGGAUAUGCAGAGGAGCUGCAGAAAUCAAUGAAACUCCUCUGUGUAUUUGUGCUUCCUUGUCUUGCUGCUGAGAGUGCAUACAGAAUUUGGUGGUACGCCACCGGAGCGAGCCAAAUUCCGUACCUUGGCAACAUGUACGUGAGCGACAUCAUUGUGUGUGCGUUGCAGUUGGCGUCGUGGCUUUAUCGAACAUCCAUUUUCAUCCUGGCCUGCAUCUUCUACCAACUUACUUGUCAUCUCCAAAUACUCCGACUCGAAGACUUUGCUCAAGUUUUUCAAAAGGAAACUGAAGUGCGUUCGAUAUUGGCCGAACACCUCAGGAUAAGAAGAAAUCUUCGGAUCAUAAGUCACCGGUUCCGCUUAUUCCUUUUGUUGUCAUUGGUGUUGGUCACUGCAAGUCAGUUCUUUGCUUUGCUCAUGACAACUCGAACUACUACCGCUGUAAAUAUCUACGAGGUCGGAGAACUAGCGUUAUGCUCUAUAAGUCUAGUAACCGGACUAUUCAUCUGCUUGAGGAGUGCCACAAAGAUCACUCACAGAGCACAGGCUAUCACGGGCCUUGCCGCUAAGUGGCAUGUAUGUGCAACAAUCAACUCUUUCGACGAAGCUGAUGGUGAAACACCCAUGGCUCAGAUCGUUUCUCCACAGAUGUAUCCGGUGGACGUCGAUUGGGAAUCAGAUGAAGAAGAUGAAGGGGAUGAUUUGGAUAACACGAAGCUUGUCCCCAUUUUUGCGCACACGGUAUCUUUCCAAAAGAGACAGGCAUUAGUGACAUAUCUAGAGCACAACAGAGCUGGAAUUACAGUGUACGGUUUCAUGGUAGACAGAACUGGAAUCCACACCAUAUUCGGGAUCGAACUAGCUUUACUGCUUUGGCUACUCAACAAGACAAUAGUAAACUUGACAUGAACACCAUAUAUGACGGACAGAACUCGACCCGACAGCACGACUGCUAUCGAAAUUGUGAAACUAUAAGGUGAUUGAAACAUCACCUUUUAUUGAAAUCAAAGAAGCAUAUCUACUAGUGAACACAAUAUUAUGGUGGAUGCAUGUACAUCAAAUACAAGUUCAUAUCUCAAACUCAAAUCUCUUUACUUGGUUCUCAAGCAACCCCUAGUUGCUUCUCUUGGAGUACUUGUUUGUUUGUUUGUUUUUGCAGUUUGUACUGCACUUACUUAUAGGUUUUGUAUAUGCUAUAAUGAUUUUUGAGUGGAUAAAUUAAUGAAAAUAAUUAAUAUUUAGAGUUAUUAA
Molecule: messenger RNA, 1750 nt
Organism: Gossypium raimondii (Peruvian cotton)
Lineage: Eukaryota; Viridiplantae; Streptophyta; Magnoliopsida; Malvales; Malvaceae
Exons: 5
Coding region: 116-1408 (430 amino acids)
Source: RefSeq, a predicted model, not a curated record